Messenger RNA from Vairimorpha ceranae, 822 nucleotides. RefSeq lists its product as hypothetical. The coding region runs from base 1 to 822 and encodes 273 amino acids. The transcript has a single exon. Gene Ontology annotation, biological process: signal transduction. NCBI's taxonomy places the organism in Eukaryota, Fungi, Microsporidia, Nosematidae. The record is from RefSeq and is a predicted model, not a curated record.
AUGUCAAGAAAUUCUAAAAUGCCUGCUGAGAUUGAUGUCAAAACAAAUGAUUUUUUUAAAAAAAGAGAUAUAAAUAUUUAUCGUAGUGAUGUUAUUAAAAAUUAUAAACUGGAUAAUGUAGAUAAUUCUACAAAUUUCACACAACUUCCUACAAAAGACAAAGAAUAUAUUACAAAUUUUUGUAAGAAACAAUUUGAGCUUGAAUUAUCAAAUUCAUAUUUUCACUGUUUUAAAGUUAAAAACUACACUAUUAUCCACAAAAAUAUAAAUCCUAAAAUAUUUGAAGUAUUAGAUGUAAUCAAUCAUAAAAUAAAACAUUUGCUAGAAAUGCCUAAUAAAGAUAAUCUUGAUGAGCUUAAAAAUCUAUUUAGAGUGGAUGACAAGGGACUUGAUAUUUCUGAUGCAGAUUUUGAAAAUAAAAAAUUAUCACAGCUUUGUACGUUAGUAAAAAAAUAUAUACUUAACAAUUUAGAUGGUCUUUUUGAUAAUCGCAUAAGCAUGAAGUUAUUAAGAUCUUACAAAUAUAACAAAGUUAAUUAUGGUAUAUUAAUUUCUUAUGUGCCUUUUAUCUUAAGCCAUGAUGAAUUAAAAUUAUUAGAAAGUCUUUUAAGUUUAUUUUUGAUUAUAGACAAACACAAAGAAUAUACACAUAUGACUAUUACAGGUCUCAUUAGACUUUUUAGCUUGGUGUUAUUUGAUAGCAAAUGUUUUACAUCAUUAGAAACUUUAUUGUAUUUAGAAAAUAUUCUUAUUGAUAUUUUUAGAUUGGAUUUUAGCAGAAUUCCUAAGACAUUAGUAAAAAGAAUAUUUAAAUGUGUUUAA